AUGGUCGUCCUUAGCAAGAUUUUCAGCUGCGCGCUCUUCCUCUCGUUGGGCUCGGCUGCAGCCAUCGACAUACGCCAGACCUCCAGCAUCAACAAUGCCUUCAAGUCCCACGGCAAGAAGUACUUUGGCACCUGCGGCGACCAGAACACUCUAUCCAUCCCGCAGAACUCAGCCAUCAUAAAGGCAGACUUUGGCGCCCUGACGCCCGAGAAUAGCAUGAAGUGGGAUGCCACUGAGCCUUCCCGGGGAAAAUUCAACUUUGCCGGCGCGGAUCACCUGGUCAACUAUGCUAAGCAGAAUGGCAAGCUGGUCCGGGGCCACACCCUAGUCUGGUACUCUCAGCUCCCCGCGUGGGUUAAGGCCAUCUCGGACAAGCAGACCCUGACCUCGGUGCUGAAGAACCACAUUACCACCGUCAUGAGCCGCUACAAGGGCCAGGUCUACGCUUGGGACGUGGUCAACGAGAUCUUCGAGGAGAACGGCAGCCUGCGCAACAGUGUCUUCUAUCGUGUGCUGGGCGAGGAUUUUGUGCGCAUUGCUUUUGAGACGGCGCGCGCCGUCGAUCCCCAUGCGAAGCUGUACAUCAACGACUACAACCUCGACUCCGCCAACUAUGGCAAGACCCAGGCUAUGGUCAAGCAUGUCAAGAAGUGGCUGGCUGCUGGGAUCCCCAUCGACGGCAUCGGCUCGCAAUCCCAUCUUAGUCAAGCUCUGUCGGCCCUUGCUUCCACUGGUGUCUCCGAAAUCGCCAUCACCGAGCUGGAUAUCAAGGGUGCCAACCCCAGCGAGUAUGUGGCCGUGACCAAGGCAUGCCUGGAGGUGAAAAAGUGCAUCGGCAUCACCGUCUGGGGUGUCUCCGACAAGAACUCCUGGCGCAAGGACAAUUCGCCCUUGCUGUUCGACCGCAACUACAACCCCAAGCCGGCUUACAAUGCCAUUAUUGCCGCUCUGUAA
Messenger RNA from Aspergillus clavatus NRRL 1, 954 nucleotides. RefSeq names its product endo-1,4-beta-xylanase. NCBI's taxonomy places the organism in Eukaryota, Fungi, Ascomycota, Eurotiomycetes, Eurotiales, Aspergillaceae. Gene Ontology annotation, molecular function: hydrolase activity, hydrolyzing O-glycosyl compounds. Bases 1 to 954 code for a protein of 317 amino acids. The transcript is spliced from 8 exons. The record is from RefSeq and is a predicted model, not a curated record. Gene Ontology annotation, biological process: carbohydrate metabolic process.